UGGGCUGCGGUGGGGGAGGGUCCUGGCCCCCGGCUCCGCCCGGUCCCUCCCCGCCUUUUAGGCGCCCGCGCGGCUGGGACAUCCCAGUCCCGGUUGGUCCUCCUCGCCCGCCACCCGUGCGACCAUUCGCGCAGCCAGCCCAGUCAGCCCGGUCCACCACACAGCCCGCCGGCCGGCCGGUCUCCCACCGCAACCAUGGACGCCAUCAAGAAGAAGAUGCAGAUGCUAAAGCUGGACAAGGAGAAUGCCAUCGACCGCGCUGAGCAGGCCGAGGCCGACAAGAAGCAAGCUGAGGACCGCUGCAAGCAGCUGGAGGAGGAGCAGCAGGCCCUCCAGAAGAAGCUGAAAGGGACGGAGGACGAGGUGGAAAAGUAUUCUGAAUCAGUGAAGGAUGCCCAGGAGAAACUGGAGCAGGCUGAGAAGAAAGCCACCGAUGCUGAGGCAGAUGUGGCCUCCCUGAACCGCCGCAUUCAGCUGGUAGAGGAGGAGUUGGACCGGGCGCAGGAGCGCCUGGCUACAGCCCUGCAAAAGCUGGAGGAGGCUGAGAAGGCAGCUGAUGAGAGUGAGAGAGGAAUGAAGGUCAUCGAAAACCGAGCUAUGAAGGAUGAGGAAAAGAUGGAGCUGCAGGAGAUGCAGCUGAAGGAGGCCAAGCACAUCGCUGAAGAUUCAGACCGCAAAUAUGAGGAGGUGGCCAGGAAGCUAGUGAUCCUGGAAGGAGAGCUGGAGCGCUCAGAAGAGAGAGCUGAGGUGGCUGAGAGCCGAGCCAGGCAGCUGGAGGAGGAACUGCGAACCAUGGACCAGGCCCUCAAGUCCCUGACGGCCUCAGAGGAGGAGUAUUCCAGCAAAGAAGAUAAAUAUGAAGAGGAGAUCAAAGUGCUGGAGGAGAAGCUAAAGGAGGCUGAGACCCGAGCGGAGUUUGCCGAAAGGUCGGUGGCAAAGUUGGAGAAAACCAUUGACGACCUGGAAGACGAAGUCUAUGCACAGAAGAUGAAGUACAAGGCCAUCAGCGAGGAGCUGGACAACGCACUCAACGACAUCACCUCCCUCUGAGCCUCUCACCAGUGUGGCCCGUGGCCCCUUCUCUCUUCUCCUUUCCAUUCUCUGUAUGGGGAGGGGGGCAAGCAGGAGGAGCAGAAAUUGCCAACAUUGCACAGCCAGGCUGGACGCAGCCUAGGAGAGCCCCCGUCACAGCUGCUGCCCACCCUGGCAUUUGCUUCAUCCUUCUAUAUCCAUCCACUCCUUCCUCUACCCGCCAGCCUCUCCCGCUCUCUGCUGCUUAAUAAACUCAACUUGGUCUCCA
Balaenoptera ricei (Rice's whale) is the source of this 1300-nucleotide messenger RNA. It is a transcript of the gene TPM2, whose product is annotated as tropomyosin 2. The record is from RefSeq and is a predicted model, not a curated record. NCBI's taxonomy places the organism in Eukaryota, Metazoa, Chordata, Mammalia, Artiodactyla, Balaenopteridae. Gene Ontology annotation, cellular component: actin filament. Gene Ontology annotation, biological process: actin filament organization; muscle contraction. Gene Ontology annotation, molecular function: actin filament binding. Bases 196 to 1050 code for a protein of 284 amino acids. The transcript is spliced from 9 exons.